This is a messenger RNA of Lottia gigantea (owl limpet), 1221 nucleotides long. RefSeq lists its product as hypothetical. NCBI's taxonomy places the organism in Eukaryota, Metazoa, Mollusca, Gastropoda, Lottiidae. The transcript has a single exon. The coding region runs from base 1 to 1221 and encodes 406 amino acids. The record is from RefSeq and is a predicted model, not a curated record.
AUGAGUGAUGAUGCGUUAUUCGCUUGGGAUUGCGAAACAUAUUCAGAAAAAGACACGCGAAGAGCAAAUCCUUAUGCCUGCACUUUAAUUAAUUUAGAAAAACUAAGGAAAAUGUUAAACAGAAUAAAUAAUCUCUUUCCAGAUUUAAAGUCAUCAGAUCCCCUUCCAGAAGAAUUUUAUGAUAAACUAAUGAAUGUAGUAGAAAUAUUUGUAGGUACAGAUUGCAUCGAUCAAAUGUUGAAAUAUUUAGGUCAAUAUGAUAGAAAGAGAUUAAUAUUAAUUUCUCAUAACGGCAGUGGAUUCGACAACUGGAUCGUGCUUAAAAAUGCAAAAAAACUAAUGCAUUGCCCUUUAAAAACACCCAGAGGAAUUCUAUCUUUUCCUUUAUCUAAUCCAUACACGGAUGAAGAUUUACAGAAAAAAUGGAAAAGACAGAAAGAAAUAAAGGGUAAUUAUUUACAACAUAUUAAUUUCACGUGUUCCUAUCAACACGAAUCCUCUAGUUUGGCUGCAUGGGGAAAUUCUUCCAAUCUUCCCGCGAAUUUGAGAAAGAUUGCCGACGUAGAUAUCGCUAUAUACACGCAAGACAAUUGGGAGAAAUUGAGACACGAAUGGGAACCUUACGCCAAGAGAGACACUCUCUGUUUGGGAGCUUGUUUGAUAAAAUACAACCAAGUGACGAAAGAAGUUGUAAACCAGAAUAUGUCCAAUAAUCUAACGGCUCCAUCUUUAUCUUUAAAGGGUUGGUAUUAUUUAUAUCAUUACGAUAAAGAAAUGGUGGAAGAAGAAUGGUAUGAAACUACUAGAAUGGUUGCGAAACAUACCGAAAAAGAAAACGUAGAAAAAGUUUAUUCGCACACUAAUCCUUUUAUAAGAAAUUUUAUCAGACGAUCUAUUAAAGGAACAAGAUGUUCUGCAAAUAGAAAAUCAUUUGAAAUGAACAAAAUGGAUGAAAUUUGUAACGUAUUAAAGGAAUAUAUUUCGCAAAGUGAAAGUAAUAACAUAAUUGAUUUAUUCAAAGAAUACAGCGCAAGCACAAAAGACAAAACGGAGGUUCAUUCGAGACUUAAAAAAAUAGAAUAUACUAAACUAAUGGCAUUUGAUGCUAACGGUUUAUACGCUUCCGCCAUGUCGGAUUUAGACAGUGAAUAUCCGAGAGCGGAAAGUGGAAGACCGUUUCUACCAGAAGAAGAAAAAAGAAUUUGUGAAACUCUUCAAUAA